Branchiostoma floridae (Florida lancelet) is the source of this 1435-nucleotide messenger RNA. RefSeq lists its product as uncharacterized. The record is from RefSeq and is a predicted model, not a curated record. The transcript has 5 exons. Bases 323 to 1306 code for a protein of 327 amino acids. NCBI's taxonomy places the organism in Eukaryota, Metazoa, Chordata, Leptocardii, Amphioxiformes, Branchiostomatidae. Gene Ontology annotation, molecular function: carbohydrate binding.
CGUCGGAAGUAGAUUCGUCCAUCAACCUCUGACCUUAGUGUAGCUACUUGGAAGUAUGCACGUACGCACCAACUUGAUGUCUAAAAUAGCUUUACAAAACCAUUGAUCCGGCGUCGUAAGUAAAACUUUGGGUUUAUCACGCAUAUACAAGUGUUUCUUUACAGUAAGAAAUGCUGUCUAUGUUAGGCUAAUGUGAGGUGUACAUCACCGUGGUCCUAUAUGUGGUCAAGGUUUCAGGUUGCUGUUGUUUGUAUACCUUGAACUUCGACCUUCUCGGGGUGGGAGGGACAGAAAGUGUGCCGUUACAACUCUGCAGAAAAACAUGGCGUUUGCCAGGUCCAUCGUCCGUGCCGUCGGGAACCUUAAAAAUCAGUACUUCAACGUGCACCGACACCAGCUACUGAAGAAGGAAGCUGGCAAGAUCGCGGCCGUUUUCAGUGCAGAUGUGCAAAAGCCACAGGUUCUGCUUUUUGACUCGUUCCAAAGCGCCCUCCGCCUCGACAUCCCCAGAUAUUCCUCCCUCAACGCCGUGUUCUUCACCAGAGUCGGCCAGGAGGAUUUCUUCGCCGCAUGUCGACAGAAGAAGAAGAAGAAAAGCAUCGGGAGCGUGUCUGAAGAAGUGGGACAUGACGUUUCCUUCUGCACUAGUGGCAAAUUUCUCUCCACAAAACUUAAGGACGGCAGUCCUGUGUGUGAGAUACAGGUCCCAGACCUGUACUAUGACUCGGGUGCAGACGACCCCUCCAUCCACACGGACCUGAUUCAGGACCACCUGAACGAUUUCCUCCUCACCACCACUACCAUCAACGGGGAGGAGGAGCCCUGUGUUCUGGCUCAGAUGGAAAUCGACCACUUCACCCCUGAUGAGGUGUACGAGGUGGAUCUGGAUGAUGAUUGGUCGGCUGUGGGCAACAGCGUGGCACGACACUACGACCAGUUCAUCUCAGUUCGCAAGAACACGUUCCUUUUCUCCAGGGAAGAGCUUGUGCCCUGUGAGAGCCACCUGGUGACAUUCCGCGUGCACUGCAGCGGCCUGCACCCCCACGAGGAACCCAUCGUGACAGGUGAUCUCAUCCCCCUGGGGAAGAGGGACCCUCUGCAGGGGCUGAGGAUGGAGCAUCAGCAGGCAGAAGUUUGGCUGGGAUCCUGCUACCUUCCCAAGAACAUGAACUUCACCUGGAGGAUGGCUGUGAUGAACACACAAUCCAACAGCAUCGUCCAUGAAGAGGAAUUCGGUCGAUCUGGAAAUGCUGCUAACGACUUUUUCUCUGUCGGAUACAAUGAUAAAGGCUGGAAAGGAGUCUAGCUCGUUGCUUUGCAGCUUUUACAAGUCUUGCUAACAUGUAUUUGCAACAUGCAGGACUGUUUGUGUAACUAAUGUGCCCAGAUUGAGAUUUUGUAAUGAGUUGGAUAUUUGUGGAGCAGCUCUUAGCAC